GGUCCGCCCCGCAGGGCCGGGAGGAGCCGCCGCCGCGGGCACCGGCAGCGGCACCGGCAGCGGCACCGGCAGCGGCACCGGCAGCGGAGCGGCGGCACCAUGGCCGCGGAGAGCGAUGCGCAGCGGGAGCUGCAGUACGAGCAGACCCUGAUGUAUGGGCGCUACACGCAGGACCUGGGCACCUUCGCCAAGGACGAGGCGGCCCGGCUGCGGCUGCAGCAGGGGCACGGGGAGGGGGGUACCCCCCAGCCACGCCGCCCCUCUGAGCUGCUGGAGUACACCCAGGGCCGCUGUGGCCCCUGCCGCGUCUGCGCCUUGCAGUGCCAGCGGUUCCUCAUCUCCAAGGUGGGCGAGGACUGGGUCUUCCUCAUCCUCCUGGGGCUGGUCAUGGCGCUGGUGAGCUGGGCCAUGGACUUCGCCAUCGCCACCUGCCUCCAAGCCCAGAAGUGGAUGUACGGGGGCCUGGACACCAACGUGCUGCUGCAGUACCUGGCCUGGGUCACCUACCCCACCGUGCUCAUCACCUUCUCAGCUGGCUUCACCCAGAUCCUCGCCCCCCAGGCCGUGGGCUCGGGGAUCCCCGAGAUGAAGACCAUCCUGCGGGGCGUCGUGCUGAAGGAGUACCUCACCCUCAAGACCUUCGUGGCCAAGGUGAUCGGGCUGACAUGUGCCCUGGGCAGUGGAAUGCCCCUGGGCAAGGAGGGUCCCUUCGUCCACAUCGCCAGCAUGUGCGCGGCCCUGCUCAGCCGCUUCCUCUCCCUCUUCGGGGGCUUCUACGAGAACGAGGCGAGGAACAUCGAAAUGCUGGCGGCCGCCUGCGCCGUCGGUGUCGGCUGCUGCUUCGCCGCCCCCAUCGGAGGCGUCCUCUUCAGCAUCGAGGUCACCUCCACCUUCUUCGCCGUCCGCAACUAUUGGCGCGGCUUCUUCGCCGCCACCUUCAGCGCCUUCAUCUUCCGCGUCCUCGCCGUCUGGAACAAGGACGAAGGAGCUGCCCGCCUUCGCCGUCAUCGGGAUCGCCAGCGGCUUCGGGGGCGCACUCUUCGUCUACCUCAACCGCAAGAUCGUGCAGUUCAUGCGCCGGCAGAAGACCAUCAACCGCUUCCUCAUGAAGAAGCGCCUGCUCUUCCCUGCCCUGGUGACACUGCUCAUCUCCACGCUGACCUUCCCGCCCGGCUUCGGACAGUUCAUGGCCGGCCAGGUACCUGCCAUGGGUUUGCACGCCGGUCCCCACCCCGGGGCCACCACCAAGCCCGGCUGACCCCUGCCCCUCACCAGCUCACCCAGAAGGACACCCUGGUGACACUGUUCGACAACCAGACGUGGGCCAAGCAGGGGCUCAGUGAUGAGUUUGAGUACCUGGGCAUCCUGGAGGCCUGGCGCCACCCCCGCUCCAACGUCUUCGUCACCCUUGUCGUCUUCAUCCUCAUGAAGUUCUGGAUGUCAGCCCUGGCCACCACCAUCCCAGUGCCCUGCGGAGCCUUCAUGCCCGUCUUCGUCAUCGGAGCGGCUUUCGGGCGCCUGGUGGGGGAGAGCAUGGCAGCCUGGUUCCCCGACGGCAUCCACACCGACAGCAACACCUACCGCAUCGUGCCGGGGGGCUACGCCGUGGUGGGCGCAGCCGCGCUGUCGGGCGCCGUCACCCACACCGUGUCCACGGCCGUCAUCGUCUUCGAGCUGACGGGGCAGAUCUCGCACAUCCUGCCCGUCAUGAUCGCCGUCAUCCUGGCCAACGCCGUGGCCCAGAGCCUCCAGCCCUCCCUCUACGACAGCAUCAUCCGCAUCAAGAAGCUGCCCUACCUCCCCGAGCUGGGCUGGGGCCACCACGAGAAGUACAACGUGCGGGUGGAGGACAUCAUGGUGCGGGACAUCCGCUACAUCACCCUCAACUGCAAGUACCGGGACCUGCAGCACGUCCUGCAGAGCACCAAGAUGAAGAACCUGCCGCUGGUGGAGUCGGCAGAGUCCAUGAUCCUGCUGGGCUCCAUCGAGCGGGCGCAGGUGGGGGCCCUGCUCACCCACCAGCUCAGUCCCGAGCGCCGGCUCCAGGCGCUGCGGCAGAAGGCGCUCUCCUUGGACAGGCACCGGCUCUCCGUCGCCAGCAUCUGCUUCCAGAUCAACACCGAGACCUCCUCGGGGCCCCCCGCCCGCACCGCCGCACGCAAGCCCCUGAAGCCGGCGCUGAAGCGGGUGUCCAGCGUCACGUCCGAGACCCCCCAAGCCAGUGCCGCUGACCCCCCCGGCAUCGCCCUCAAGAGUCUCUUCUGUGCCAACGCCGCCGCGGAGCCCACCGAGGCCCAGGGCACGGCCUAUCGCAAGGCCAAGCACGUCCGCAUUUCCAUCUCGGAGGACAUGGACCUGGGUGACAGGAUGACGCCGGUGGAGAUCCUGGAGUGGGAAGAGCAGCAGCUGGACCAGCCUGUGGACUUCAGCAGCGCCAAGAUCGACCCCGCGCCCUUCCAGCUGGUGGAGCACACCUCGCUGCACAAGACCCACACCGUCUUCUCGCUGCUGGGCCUGGACCACGCGUUCGUCACCAGCAUCGGGCGGCUGGUGGGCAUGGUGUCCCUCAAGGAGCUGCGCAAGGCCAUCGAGGGCUCGCUGACGGCCAAGGGGGUGAAGGUGCGGCCGCCGCUCGCCAGCUUCCGCGACAGCACGGCCAGCGCCGGCGAGCCCGACACCACCGCGCUGCGCCAGCUCUGGGACCGCCACCACCACCACCCCAUGCCCCGCGAGGCCGGACCCGGGGGCGACGGUGACGAUGUCACCCCCAAAGGCCAGUGAGAUGGCGUGUCCCCCCCACGCCAGCGUGUCCCCAGGUGCCGCAGGGGUGGUGUCAGGGGGUGCCCACCCGUGCCGGGCUCGGCAUAGGGGUGGGCACCCUCAAUCCAGUGCCGCUGACCCUCCCCCCAUGCUGGGGGCUGGCCUGGUGCCCCCCAGCCUGCCCGUGCCCCCCACCUCCCUGCCAGCUCCUGGGGCUCCCCACUUCACUACCUCUUCCCCCCUCUCCCCGGUGCCAGUGCCCCCCGCCAGGGCCACCAUCCUCACCACCCCCCCGCCAUGGGCACCCCGAUGUCCCUGCUCGGGGUGGCA
Molecule: messenger RNA, 3090 nt
Organism: Chroicocephalus ridibundus (black-headed gull)
Lineage: Eukaryota; Metazoa; Chordata; Aves; Charadriiformes; Laridae
Gene: CLCN2
Product: chloride voltage-gated channel 2
Exons: 23
Coding region: 100-2781 (893 amino acids)
Biological process (GO): transmembrane transport; chloride transport
Cellular component (GO): plasma membrane
Molecular function (GO): voltage-gated chloride channel activity
Source: RefSeq, a predicted model, not a curated record